Molecule: messenger RNA, 424 nt
Organism: Schizophyllum commune H4-8
Lineage: Eukaryota; Fungi; Basidiomycota; Agaricomycetes; Agaricales; Schizophyllaceae
Exons: 1
Source: RefSeq, a predicted model, not a curated record
GGGGGACAGUAUGGCGGCGCCUUGGGACUACCACUAGUUUCUUUGGUGCCGCCAACAGCCUGCCCCUCGCCGCGAAGGACUGCGAAAGUGCUGUGAUGCCGCUUCUAUAGCCGAGCUCAAGAUGCAUUCCGUCCUUUGGCUCCACACUCGUGCAGAUCGGUGCGCGCCCUUGAGUGCAAUUCGCGGCUCACUCCCUGCAGCAGCGCACUGGUAUAGUCGCUGCGGUGUGCUCUAUGUGCACCGCUAUGCGUCUAUACGCGCUGCGGCAAGUGAAACUCGAUUCAGACUACUCUGGGUCUGCUGCCAAUUUUUCUAUACCCUCUCCGGCUUGCUGGAGUUCAGACACACGUCUUGCGGUAAUGUGUAUUGUACUAAUGUAAAUAGAUAGACAUGAACAUCGUCUUGGUUUCGCCAUUUUCGUGAU